AUGACAAUAAGUGAAAUUGACCGCGAGUUGAAUUCUGACACGGAAUCUGAAGCACUGAGUAGUGGUGACAGUUGUAUUCCCGGGGAAAGUGAUUGGGAUUUAGAUAGCUGUGGUAAUGACACCCAGGAAGAUGAACAGGAUGGAUCAGUUCAGACGCUUCCAUCACCUACUGUUCCAGCUACGGUUGCUCCCAUUGCCAUUGCCAGUGCAGUCCAAACUACACAAGUUCAGCAGCCAGUCCUGAAGUCCACCAGCCGAAGUCCCGCAGUCCACCCGCAGAAGUCCCGAAGUCCACCCGCAGAAGUCCCGAAGUCCACCCGCCGAAUCCUCCCAGAUCCUCUCGUCCACGCAGUCCGCACGUCGAAGUCCCGCAGUUCGCCCGCCGAAGUCCCGCAGAAUCCUCCCAGAUCCACUCGUCCAGCCGACCGAAGUCACGUGGCAAAUCCGCCAACCGAUGCCUGUGGUAAGCCCGCCAACCUGUCCAGUGGUAAAAUCCGACGACUGCUAUCCCGUGUUACGUCCGCCAAACGAAGUCCCGUGUUCCGUCCGCCAACCAAGUCCCGUGUUCCCGUCCGCCGAAGUCCCGCAGUCCGCCCGCCGAAGUCCCGCAGUCCGCCCGCCGAAGUCCCGCAGUCCGCCCGCCGAAGUCCCGCAGUCCGCCCGCCGAAGUCCCGCAGUCCGCCCGCCGAAGUCCCGCAGUCCGCCCGCCGAAGUCCCGCAGUCCGCCCGCCGAAGUCCCGCAGUCCGCCCGCCGAAGUCCCGCAGUCCGCCCGCCGAAGUCCCGCAGUCCGCCCGCCGAAGUCCCGCAGUCCUCUCGCUGAAGUUCCGCCGCCGAAACAACGCAGUCCGCACGUCGAAGUCCCGCAGUUCGCCCGUCGAAGUCCCACAGUUCGCCCGCCGAAGUCCCGCAGUCCGUCCGCGGAAGUCCCGCAGUCCACCCGCCGAAUCCUCCCAGAUCCUCUCGUCCAGCCGACCGAAGUCGCGUGGCAAAUCCGCCGACCGAAGUCCCAUGUUCAGCAGCCAGUCCUGAAGUCCACCAGCCGAAGUCCCGCAGUCCACCCGCAGAAGUCCCGAAGUCCACCCUCCGAAUCCUCCCAGAUCCUCUCGUCUAGCCGACCGAAGUCACGUGGCAAAAGUGCCGACCGAAGUCCCGUGGUAUGCCCACCAACCUGCCCUGUGGUCAAGUCCGCCAACCAAGUCCCGUGUUCCGUCCGCCCGCCGAAGUCCCGCAGUCCACCAGCCGAAGUCCCGCAGUCCACUCGCCGAAGUCCCGGAGUCCGCCCGCCGAAUCCUCCCAGAUCCGCUCGUCCAGCCGACCUGCGGCAAAUCCGCCGACCGAAGUCCCGUGGUAAGCUCGCCAACCUGUUCUGUGGUAAAAUCCAUCGACAGCUAUCCCGUGCUUCGUCCGCCCGCCGUAGUCCCGCAGUUCGCCAGCCGAAGUCCCUCAGUCCUCUCGCCGAAGUUCCGCCGCCGAAUCAACGUAGUCCGCACGUCGAAGUCCCGCAGUCCGCCCGCCGAAUCCUCCCAGAUCUGCUCGUCCAGCCGACCAAAGUCCCGUGGCAAAUCCGCCGCCCGAAUUCUCGUGGUAAGCCCGCCAACCUGUCCUGUGGUAAAAUCCGCCGACACCACGCAGUUCGCACGUCGAAGUACCGCAGUCCGCCCGCCGAAUCCUCGCAGAUCCUCUCGUCUAGCCGACCGAAGUCACGUGGCAAAAGCGCCGACCGAAGUCUCGUGGUAUGCCCGCCAACCUGCCCUGUGGUCAAGUCCGCCAACCAAGUCCCGUGUUCCGUCCGCCCGCCGAAGUCCACCCGCCUAAUCCUCCCAGAUCCUCUCGUCUCCGCAGUCGGCACGUCGAAGUUCCGCAGUCCUCUCGCCGAAGUUCCGCUGCCGACACCACGCAGUCCGCCCGCCGAAUCCUUCGGGUCCUCUCGUCAAGUCCGCCAACCAAGUCCCGUGUUCCGUCCGCCCGCCGAAGUCCACCCGCCUAAUCCUCCCAGAUCCUCUCGUCUCCGCAGUCGGCACGUCGAAGUUCCGCAGUCCUCUCGCCGAAGUUCCGCUGCCGACACCACGCAGUCCGCCCGCCGAAUCCUUCGGGUCCUCUCGUCAAGGUCACGCAAUCCGCCGACCGAGGUCCCGCGGCCCACCCGCCGAAUCCUCCCAGAUCCUCUCGUCUAG
Homalodisca vitripennis (glassy-winged sharpshooter) is the source of this 2175-nucleotide messenger RNA. RefSeq names its product serine/arginine repetitive matrix protein 1-like. The record is from RefSeq and is a predicted model, not a curated record. Lineage: Eukaryota; Metazoa; Arthropoda; Insecta; Hemiptera; Cicadellidae. Bases 1 to 2175 code for a protein of 724 amino acids. The transcript has 4 exons.